UGUGUGUGGGUGGGGGGUGGCCAAACUUCCUGUCCCGCUCGGGAGCUGCUUCCGGCGGGAGCCGGAAGACGCCGUGUGUGGACGGAAUUCGGGACUGACUGCCGGACGACCAGCUGCCCUGUACUGGAAGGUUAAAUUGGUUACCAGCCUAGCUCAGCAUCUUACAGAAAAAACCAUAAUGUUUCUUAAAGGGCUAUGAGUAUAACAGGAAGGUGUCAUUGACUCUGAAUUAGAUUUGAACCUGUGCCGUGAACAGCCACAGGAUUUCAGAAGCUGAAUCAAUGUUAUCAGAUGAGUUAGAAUCCAAACCAGAGCUCCUGGUUCAGUUUGUUCAGAAUACCUCCAUCCCCCUGGGACAAGGGCUAGUUGAAUCAGAAGCUAAAGACAUUACUUGCUUAUCCCUCCUUCCAGUGACCGAGGCCUCAGAAUGCAGUCGGCUAAUGUUACCAGAUGAUACUCCACAUCAAACUAACUCCUCCAAGGAGGUCCCGUCUUCAGCUGUUUUGAGGAGCCUUCAGGUGAACGUGGGCCCAGACGGAGAAGAGACAAGGGCUCAGACUGUACAGAAGUCCCCAGAAUUUCUGUCCACUCCAGAGUCGCCUAACUUGUUGCAAGAUUUACAGCCAAGUGAUAGCACUUCUUUUAUUCUUCUUAACCUAACAAGAGCAGGUCUGGGCUCUUCAACUGAGCACUUCGUGUUUGUACAGGACGAGACAGAGGAUUCAGGGAAUGACUUCCUCUCUGGUGAGAGCACAGACAGCAGUAUUCCAUGGUUCCUCCGGGUCCAGGAGUUGGCCCAUGACAGUCUGAUUGCUGCUACUCGUGCACAGCUGGCAAAGAAUGCAAAAACCAGCAGCAAUGGAGAAAAUGCCCACCUUGGUUCUGGCGACGGGCAGCCCAAAGAUUCUGGGCCUCUUCCUCCAGUGGAAAAGAAGCUCAGGUGCACAGUUGAAGGCUGUGACCGGACGUUUGUGUGGCCGGCUCAUUUCAAAUACCACCUUAAAACUCAUCGAAACGAGCGCCCCUUCAUCUGCCCUGCAGAAGGCUGCGGGAAAAGCUUCUAUGUGCUGCAGAGGCUGAAGGUGCACAUGAGGACACACAACGGGGAGAAACCCUUCAUGUGCCAUGAGUCUGGGUGUGGUAAGCAGUUCACCACAGCUGGGAACUUGAAGAACCACCGCCGCAUCCACACAGGAGAGAAACCUUUCCUGUGUGAAGCCCAGGGAUGUGGCCGUUCCUUUGCAGAGUAUUCCAGCCUCCGGAAGCACCUGGUAGUUCACUCAGGAGAGAAACCUCAUCAAUGCCAAGUCUGUGGGAAGACCUUUUCUCAGAGUGGGAGCAGAAAUGUCCACAUGAAAAAGCAUCACUUGCAGCUAGGAACAACUGGGAGUCAAGAACAGGAACAAACUGCUGAGCCACUAAUGGGCAGUAGUUUGCUUGAAGAAGCUUCAGUACCCAGUAAAAACCUGGUGUCUAUGAAUUCCCAGUCCAGCCUUGGUGGAGAGUCCUUGAGUCUACCAAAUACCAAUUCUAUUCUUGGAGUUGAUGAUGAGGUGCUUACUGAAGGAUCCUCACGUCCCCUGUCCUCCGUGACUGAUGUGACACAUCACUUGGUGGCCAUGCAGUCGGGGAGGCAGUCCUAUGAAGUCUCUGUCUUAACUGCGGUAAAUCCACAGGAGUUACUAAAUCAAGGAGAUUUAACUGAAAGACAGACAUGAGUGUGCUGACCUCUGGAGAAGCAGCUCUAUCUGACUCCAGAGUGCAUGAUGGGAACAGAUCCAGAAGACUCACAUUCUGCCAGAACUAAAAUGAAUCUGUGAAGGCCAAAGAUCUCGCCUUGCUUCUAUUCAUCAU
Myodes glareolus (Bank vole) is the source of this 1854-nucleotide messenger RNA. It is a transcript of the gene Znf410, whose product is annotated as zinc finger protein 410. Lineage: Eukaryota; Metazoa; Chordata; Mammalia; Rodentia; Cricetidae. The record is from RefSeq and is a predicted model, not a curated record. Gene Ontology annotation, biological process: regulation of transcription by RNA polymerase II. Gene Ontology annotation, molecular function: transcription coregulator activity. Gene Ontology annotation, cellular component: nucleus.